UUGAAUCUUCUAUUUUAAUAGAACUCAUAAAACGCAUCAGGCAGAUUUAUUUUAAAAUGAAAGUAAGACAAUAUCAACAUUUUUGUGUUUUUUCUGCAUAAAUCAUUUUGAAAAGCUUUUCAGGAAAUGUUAAAUUGAUAUUUACUUAAUUUUCUCACCUAUAAUAAAAAGGUGAAUAAUUUAUCCACUAAAAAGUUUCUGAUUCUUCCAGGAGAUCCAUGAUUCUAUAGCUGCAUCAUUAAAUAUGAAUAUCAGCACUGCAGAAAAUAGUAGUCAAUUAGCCAGUACAGAACUUACGGACAAAAUGUUGUGUAAUCAAAACACCAAAAUAGUGAGCUCAGUAUUGCUCACUUCUAGUAUGAGCACUUUUAUAAAUUACCAGGAUGUGGACCUACCAAAAUGGGACGAUAUAGAGAGAAACUUGUCAGUACAAAGAAAGAAAAAUAAGGAUAGUGAAAAUAAUAAAAUCACCAGUCUUAAAAGGAAGAAGGAUAUAUCUACUUAUUGCUCAUACAAGAUGGAGCAGUGGCUACCAGUGAAGGAAGAUGUUAAUUCACAUAAAACAAAGUAUGAUUGGGCUUCUGAGCAAGCAGAAUCACCUGAAAAAACAUUUUGUGAUGUCGGAAGUUUGGGACACAAGGAAAAAAGCCAGUUAAUCACAACUAUAAAAGAGGCAGUAGCUCUGGUGGUUACUAUGGUAUUUCAAGAUGGUUCUUCACAGCUGAGCUCGAAUCAGGGCCUAGUCUCAUCAGUAAGAGGAAUUGUUGUGUUAAUAAAGAGACAAACAGACCAACUUUGUCCUUCCAAAGGCUCUUCAAUUGUUAAUCCAAUUGUUUGGGAUGCCUGUACCAGAAAUGAUAAGUUCAUUUAUUUAAAAAUAGAACACUCUUCUGUUUGGGAGCAACAAGAACAGACUCAUAAGAAGUACAUCAGGGAAAUACUAUUUCAAAUACUACACUGUACUGUUAUUUGCUUCAAUGCAAAGGAUUUUUUGAGAACACUGCUUCAUGUUUUUGGUGAUGAUAUUAACUGGAAACAAGUGGCUGAUUGUGUUGUGUUAGAUCCAAGGAUUGCUGCAUGGCUGAUAAACCCCAGUGACACUGUCCCCUCUUUUGAAUAUUUGAUACAUAAGCAUUUUGAAGAGCCUGUCUCAGAGAGAACAGUGAAUAUGAAUGCAGAUUCCUUGAGAAACGCAUUGCACCAGAACUUGGUUCUAAACUUGAAGAUACUUUACAGUAUAAUGAUGGGCCUGGCUGGUGAAUUACAGGUUCAAGGCUUGUGGAAAAUCUUUUGUACUUUGGAGCUUCCCUUAAUAAAAAUUUUGGCAGUGAUGGAAACCAAUAAAAUACACGUGAAUAAAGAAGAACUAAAAAGAACAUCAGAGAUUCUAGGGUUGCGAUUGAAAGAGCUUGAGCAGGAAGCCCAUCGAGCUGCUGGACAACAAUUCCUAUUGACCAGCAGUAGUCAGCUGAGAGAGGUAUUGUUUGAAAAACUAAAGCUCCAUAUGCUGUGUGAGAAAAUUCCCAGAACUGAGAUGCAGCAUCUUCAAUCCACUUCUGAAGUUGUGUUAAACAAGCUGCAAGAUCUUCAUCCAUUGCCUAAGAUAAUUUUAGAAUACCGACAGGUUCACAAGAUAAAAUCAACCUAUGUGGAUGGACUACUUACAUGUAUGAAAAAGGGAUUUAUUUCAUCUACAUGGAAUCAGACAGGAACUGUGACUGGCAGACUUUCAGCCAAGCAUCCUAAUAUCCAAGGUAUCUCCAAGCAUCCAGUUCAAAUUAUUAAGAAGCAAUAUGUAAAAGGAAAAGAAAAUGAAAUAGUAACUAUUUCCCCAAGAACAUUGUUUGUUUCAGCUAAAGGAUAUAUGUUCUUAGCAGCAGAUUUUUCCCAUAUUGAACUAAGAAUCCUUGCACACCUAUCCUGUGACCCAGAACUUCUGAAACUAUUCCAAGAACCUGAAACCACUGAUGUGUUUACUACACUGGCUUCUCAAUGGAGGGGUAUUCCAAGUGAACAAGUGAAGCAUGCAGAUAGAGAACAGGCAAAGCGCGUUGUCUACUCAGUAGUUUAUGGAGCAGGUAAAGAACGUCUUGCUGGAUGUUUGGGAAUUACGCCUCUUCAAGCUGGUCAAUUUAUAGAGAGUUUUCUGGUGAAAUACAAGAAAAUUCAUGACUUUACAAAGAAAACCAUUGAGCAAUGCCACAAUGAAGGAUAUGUGGUUUCCAUCAUGGGACGUAAAAGGCACUUGCCUAAUAUCAAUGCUCGAGACUACAGACUACGUACUCAAGCAGAGAGGCAGGCUGUCAACUUUGUUGUCCAAGGAUCUGCAGCUGACCUUUGUAAAAUGGCUAUGGUCGAGAUUUUUUCCUCUGUUGCCAUUUCUCCAACUUUAACAGCCAGGUUUGUUGCCCAAAUUCAUGAUGAAUUGUUGUUUGAAGUGGAAGAUUCUCAAAUUCAGGAGUUUUCAGGUUAGUACAGUCUAAAACUUUUUUUCAUUUCUUUUCUUAUCAGAAUACUUUC
Molecule: messenger RNA, 2520 nt
Organism: Gopherus evgoodei (Goodes thornscrub tortoise)
Lineage: Eukaryota; Metazoa; Chordata; Testudines; Testudinidae
Gene: POLN
Product: DNA polymerase nu
Exons: 20
Coding region: 245-2473 (742 amino acids)
Biological process (GO): double-strand break repair; DNA-templated DNA replication
Molecular function (GO): DNA-directed DNA polymerase activity; DNA binding
Source: RefSeq, a predicted model, not a curated record